Molecule: messenger RNA, 2361 nt
Organism: Tetranychus urticae (two-spotted spider mite)
Lineage: Eukaryota; Metazoa; Arthropoda; Arachnida; Trombidiformes; Tetranychidae
Gene: Cdc45
Product: cell division cycle protein 45
Biological process (GO): mitotic DNA replication preinitiation complex assembly; double-strand break repair via break-induced replication; DNA replication initiation
Cellular component (GO): DNA replication preinitiation complex
Molecular function (GO): single-stranded DNA binding; chromatin binding; DNA replication origin binding
Source: RefSeq, a predicted model, not a curated record
AUUGUUGUUAUUAGCUUUGGCGGGAAAGGUCAUUCUCUGUCGCUGCAACAUUGUUGAUAAAAUUCUGAUUUCAACAUUGAAGUUGAAUUUUUUUAAUAUUUAUAUUAUAAUUAUUGAAAUAAAUCCUCUCCAUAUUAUUCCUAAAGUUACUAAAUCUCUUCGACCCAUUCACUGUUUAUUGUGUUUAGCACCAUUACUUUGUUUCUAUUGUUAAUUGUUAUCCUUUUUGUUUCAUGAAACAAUAAUGUUCAUUCAAGAUUUGGGCAAAGAAUUUUAUGAAUUGCUUUAUGGACAACGUAUUCUAGUUUUAGUCAAUUACGAUGUUGAUGCAACCUGUGCCGCUAAAUUAUUGUCCAGUUUGUUCCGAUCGGAUAAUAUUUUGUUUACCAUCGUUCCUAUUCUGGAUGCUGAAGACCUGUUUGUUACAUAUACAGCUCAUCGUGCUAGUGUAAAAUACAUACUCCUAAUCAAUAUUGGUGCGAGUCUAGAUAUUGUUGAAUUACUCGAGCCUGAAGAUGAGCAAGUUUUCUUCAUUGCUGACAGUCAUCGACCAGUCGAUGUAUAUAAUGCUUACAGAGGCAAUCAAGUCAGAUUGUUAAUGAAAAAUGAUGACGCAGGGGAGAUUCCAAGUUAUGAGGAUCUUUUCCGUGACUCCGACGAUGAAGAUGAUGACGAGGGGAGUCAAUCUAUAGCUGGUAUGACUUUAGAACAGUUGGAGAAAAGACAAGAGAGAAGAACCUGGAACGAGAAAAGGCUCAAAAUCUUGAGUGAAUAUCACGAAUUCAAUUAUUAUGGAGAAUCUGUUGCUUGGACAUUUUUCAAUCUGGCCCGAAAAUUGGGUAAAGAUAGCAAUGAACUACUCUGGUUAGCGAUAGUGGGUAUUUAUGAUUUGCGUCUAACAGGAAGAAUAGACCGCAACACCUUUAAGGGUUAUCUAGGACAACUAAAAAGUCACGUAAAACGUCUUGGUGAUCUGAAAAGCAAUGUCAACUUAUUCAGAGAGGCAACGCCUAUCGAUGAUAUAUUCAACGCUCCUGCAGGUCGACGUAGCUGUAUAUCAGUUACUCAUAAAAAGGAUUUACAACUUCUCCUUUAUCGUCAUUGGAAUCUUCAUGAUAGUCUCAAACAUACGAUGCAUGUUUCCUGCCAGUUUAGAGUAUGGCAUCUUAGAGGAUAUAAACGACUUCUAGAGUUUCUCGCUGAAUUGGGAAUUCCAUUGAGGCAGAGUAAACAAAAGUUUGCUUGCAUGGACUUAGAACUCAGAAAGCAUAUCCAGGAAUGGGUUUCAGAUCUGACUGAAAAAUACGGUCUUUCCAAAAUAAUUGAUGAUACCUUUGAAGCCAGUCAUGGAUUUAAGUACAAAUUUGUUGCCUCUGAUGUCGUAUACGGAGUAAAAGCACUUUUAGAAUCACCCAACAAGGAAUUGUCACCUAAAGAGAAAUUCAUGAAAGCUUUAGAUUCACUUUCUUGGACGAAAACAGAUGUUCUCAUCGAAGGAAUAGAGUUAGCAAAGUUACAGCAUUCAGCAAUCUUGAAAGCUGUUCAUGAUAUCAUCGAGAUGAGAGCCAUCGAGUCUGCUGGGCCUUUCUUGCAUACCAUAAUUCCUGAAGGAGCACCCGAUGCCAAAUUAUUUUCCUAUCCUGGUUGCUUAAUUGCAUUAGCUCGCUUUGCAUUAGAAGCCUAUGUAGUAAGUGUGAGACGAAAGAGAGUUCUCGAUUUACCAUUGAUAGUCGUGACUCCUGACGUUAAUACUCCUGGUUGCUCGUUAGCGGUUGGAAUACCUCCAGUAUCUCAAGAUCCAACGAAAAAUUUGUUUGGUACAGCUUUUAUUGAAGCAGGAAAAAUGAUCAACUGUCAAAUUGAAGUAACUCUUUAUGACAUGUGUGUGGUUCGAUUUCCAUCUGAAGAGAGGUCAAAUCUUUUCGAAGCUCUCAUUAUUCAACUGAGAUAAUCCAUACUUAUUGGUGUAUUUUUCUUUUAUUAACAAUUCCUAGUUAUACAUCAUGCAUAAUUUUAUAAUAUUAUUUAAGAUUAUAUAGUAGUGAGCUGGUUGGGGAAGAACAGAACGACUUAAGAGUUCUUUUUUUCAGGAUAAAACAUAUUAUUUUUGUAUCAUCAAACUUCUUCCAUAUUGUACAGGUUAAUGGGAAAAUCUUGCAUUUAUAUCACAAUAUAACUCGAAAAGAUAGCAUCGCCUACGAGAAAAUCUUUUCUAUUUCAUCUAAUCAUCAUUUUAUCAAUAUACAAUUGUAACUUUUCAAAUGUCAAACUAAAUCAACUCAAACUCGCCGUACUGCGGCUUAAACAUGUGGUUAAUAAUUAAACAAAAAUAAAUUUUGCAACUGAUUAUUCUAAAUUAUU